AUGAAAGCCGCAGAAGACUACGAAACCAUUAACCGCGCCGCCUGGGACGAGCGGGUUCCAUUGCAUGUCGCCUCCUCAGACUACCAGGUCAAGGACUACAUGUCCGAUGCUGAUUUCAUCGGCAACGUGAUUCAGUUUGACCGUCUGCUUCUCGGCGACCUCACUGGCCUCAACUGUGUGCACCUGCAGUGCCACAUCGGAACCGACAUGCUCGGCCUCGCUCGCCUCGGGGCUGCGUCAGUGACCGGGCUAGACUUUUCUGCUGCGGCGAUUACAGCGGCAAGAAAGCUUGCUGAUGCGACGGCCGGCAGCGGCGGUGAGAAGCUCAAGUUCGUCGAGGCUUCUGUGCAGCGAGGGCUGACGGUCCUGCCGCGAGGUACAUUCGACCUCGUUUUCGUCAGCAUCGGCUCUCUGUGCUAUGUUCCCAACAUCAGGGAGUGGGCUGCUGUCGUGUCUGGACUUUUGAAACUGGGCGGACGGCUAUUUGUCCGCGAGUUCCACCCAGUGCUGUUGUCCUUGGACCACGGGAAGCCAGAUGAGCUGGUGAUUAAUUUUCCGUACUUUGAGCGAGAGGAACCCGUCAUCAUGGAUAGGCAGGGAACCUAUGUCGACUCGGGGGACUAUGCGUUCAGAUCGACCCGGCGCGCAGUGUUCAACCAUGGCAUCGGGGACGUUGUGCAGGCGCUGCUGGAUGAGGGCAUGAGGCUGACGAUGCUGAGGGAACAUCAGAGCGCGCCGUUGAUGGGCGCGUCACCGGAACUAGAUGUUGACGAACGAGGAGAGUACUCGUUGAAGGAUCGACCGUGGCGAUUGCCCCUUUCCUAUACGCUACAAGCCGUCAAGGAGUAA
Messenger RNA from Metarhizium album ARSEF 1941, 849 nucleotides. RefSeq names its product methyltransferase type 12. Bases 1 to 849 code for a protein of 282 amino acids. The record is from RefSeq and is a predicted model, not a curated record. Lineage: Eukaryota; Fungi; Ascomycota; Sordariomycetes; Hypocreales; Clavicipitaceae. The transcript is spliced from 3 exons.